Messenger RNA from Zychaea mexicana, 612 nucleotides. Its product is annotated as anaphase-promoting complex, cyclosome, subunit 3-domain-containing protein. The transcript has 3 exons. The coding region runs from base 1 to 612 and encodes 203 amino acids. The record is from RefSeq and is a predicted model, not a curated record. NCBI's taxonomy places the organism in Eukaryota, Fungi, Mucoromycota, Mucoromycetes, Mucorales, Lichtheimiaceae. Gene Ontology annotation, molecular function: protein binding.
AUGGAUUCUCGAAAUCGUCCUCAAGAUUCACCCUUACGAGAAGAUUCCUUUGAAAUGACUUCACCUACCUCGCAAAUACCAACCGGUAGUCCUGGUGGUGGCGGUGGCAGCCUAUCACGUCAACGCGAAAAAUCCAUUUCCGCAAUCACACGCAACACUCACAACACCAGCGAAUUGCACUCUAUGUUAGGCGAACCGCCAGUGGAAGAUUCGCCACUACAUAUGCCCUUUUCAACAGAUGCAUCCCCCUACAACUAUGCUUCGCCGAUGCGCAUGCCUCGAGGGCUUUCACAGAAUUUGCAAGAAUAUUAUGACCGAGGAAACGGUACGCAUGAUGAUCGAUUGCGUAAUUUAGCUCACUACGCCGCUCAACAAAACGUCACUGAAGCUGCGACAUUCUUUGCCGAAAAAGUGUGUGCUAUCUCAGAUGACUUCAACGACGUGUAUUUCCUUGCUCAAGUAUAUUACGAGUCACAACAAUAUGAAAGAGCACUGGACCUGCUUAACAAAAAGAACACAUUCUGCAAAAGCGUUCAAUGUCGGUACCUGGCCGGAUUAUGUGCGAUUAAAACUGGAGAACUGACAAGAUGCUUUGGAUUAUUUGGGACAUGA